ACGCUAUACGCCAACGAGUUGUCGGAGUGUUCGGACGUGUGCAACCGUAGUAGCGCUUAAUUAACGCUAGUCCGCCGUUUAAACAGAGUAGAAAAAAAGAAAAAAAAAUAAAGCUAAAAAAGAAAUACCGUGUGCUAGUCAUAGCCAGCAAAUGCGGAGCCGAGAGCGCUGCGAAUCGCGUUUAUAAUUAAACGCAAGUGGAAAAGGCAAGGAAAUAUAUUAGUGUUGUAAAAAUAAAUGAAAUAAGCAAAAUAAUAGAAUCAAAGCAGAAAAUAUAAGUGAAAAAACACGAAGUGUGUAAAUAGACAAUCUAUGAAAUAGCGGCAGCAGUGACGAGCGUCUAUGCUAGUGACGAGUGCGUUUGAAAACGAGCAAAAAGUUUUGUGUUAUGUAUUUGUGAUAGCGGUCGAGCACAAAGGCAACGUGAUUUGUGAAUUAUUUGCAUAGUGCGAUAUCAAAGGCGUGUUGCCGACGAUAUUACAACAACAAAAAAUAAAAAAAAUACAAAAGAGUUACAACAAUAAAAAUUUAAAUUAAUUACAAUAAAAAUUAUAAAUAAAAAAUUAUAACAAUAGAAAUUUAAAGAAAAAAUUACAACAAUAAAAAAAUUACAAAAAUAAGAAUAAUUAAAGCCCAUUAUAAGGAAGUUAAAUAUCGCCUGUUAGACGUAUUAAGCUCCAUUAAGCGCUCAAAAGUCAUACAACAACAAUAAAUCAGCAAGCAUAAAGUGUGCAUACUACAUUUGUUGUUGUUUUAUUACAUUAAUACAUACAAUCACACGCAAAAGUAUGGCCCAUGCAACCGCCGGAAUUGCCGGCCAACGGAAUGCCGCAAAUCAGAAGGAACAACAACAACUCCCACUAUUCACGUUGCUGCAAGUUUGCAUUGCACUCUUAGUGGCCAGCAGUUGUUUGGCAAUGCCAACGGCCGUCCAGGCGAAGCAUCUCGAUGGUGCUCAUCAUUUUCAUGCACAUCAUGAACUGCAACAACAACAGCAGGAGCACCACGCACAUCACAGGCGCCGCUUACAACGCGAUUCGACCAGCAAGAUUUUAAAUACACGCGAACAAUGCAACAGCGUGCGGGAUUACUUCGAGACGAUCGACAUAAAGCUGAGUGGCAACUUUGAGGAAAAAGGUGCUCUUUGUGGCGGCCAUUGCUGCACGAAUUCAACCGAAUUGGAGCUGAGAAAGAAGUCCACUGGCGAAUUUGAACGACUUUUGCAUCACCAUACCAAUAGUCUGCGCGGCAUACUCGAAUCUACGGCGAAUCUAUUUCAAAAACAUGUCCUAGACCUUGCUGAACAAUCCGAGAAUAAGACCCUGGCGGUCUUUUCACAAGUAUACCGACGCAUGGUACCACAAUCGAGCGAAUUGAUCCAUAAACUCUACUCCGAAAUCAUGAACCAUUUGAAGAAUGCAAACAGCAACAGCAAUCUGGAAGAUGCUAUUCAUAAAUUCUUUGUGAAUCUAUUUCCGGUCGCCUAUCAUCAAGCGGUGCACUUGAGCAAGGAUAAUUACGGCGAAUUACAUGAGGAUUAUAUCAAUUGCUUGAAGCACACAUUCGACGAUCUACAGCCGUUUGGCAGCAUACCGAAGGAGAUCAAACGCAAUUUGCUGCAAAGUGUACAGACCGCGACCAUUUUCUUGAAUUCAUUGCAACAGAGCGCUGAGGUGCUGAGCGAAACUGAUCAAUUAUAUUCGCUAUAUUUGACCGACAACUGUCAGAAGCAUUUGCUCAAGAUGAGCUACUGUCCAAGUUGUAAUGGUUUGCAGAAGACACAAGUGAAGCCAUGCUACAGCUACUGCAUGAAUGUAUUCCACGGCUGUUCGGCCCAAUAUGCCGGCGUAUUGGAUAGCCCCUGGUCCAAUGUUGUGGAUGCUAUUCAGAAUUUAGUGACGACACAUAUACGAUCAGAUAGCGGUAUUGUUACCACAAUUAAACAGCUAGAUAUUAAAUUAUCGGAAACCAUUAUGCGUGCUAUGGAAAAUGGACCUGACCUAGAAAUGAAGGUUAAGAAAACAUGUGGCACACCAAAACUAUUGCCCUCCCUCACUAAAGAUGCCGAAACACGCCCACAACCACCACACAACAUUAAAUGGGCUACACCACCAGAUGCGGAAAUUCUGCACUUCCAAUCGACAAUCGAUAAAUCCAAAGAAUUCUACUCUAACAUCGUCAACAAUGUGUGUGAAGAUGAGGACAUACAACGUAAUGAUCACAACUGCUGGACAGGCGAUCGUGUUGGCGACUACACACAGCUGGUUAUGGCACAGGGUGUCGAUACGCAACGUUAUAAUCCCGAAGUGCCAUUGGAGGUCAACUCACAGUCGACGAAAUUGAACGAGCUGGUUGACAAAUUGAUCAAAGUGCGCAAAAAUAUUGGUGCAGCGGUGCCAUCCACCACACGUUCCUACUCCGAUAUUCAAAGCGAUAUGGCGCGUCACGACGAGGAGGGCUCCGGUCACAUGCCUGACGACAUGGACGAUGAAGAGUAUGGCAAUCAGAAUGGCUCCGGUGACGGUUCCGGUGAUGGUGCCACCUCGUCACCAUUCGAUCCAUUGGGCCCAACCGAGAUCACCAACAACGACAUACAGCCACGUCAAGAGAACGCGGCGACGUGUCACAGCAGCUUCGGCACAUUGCUUGCCACCGCCGCACUACUAGUCCCGAUUGCUAGCUUUUUGCUGAGCAGCAGCUAAAUGAGCGCGGCGAACAACGGCGCUCGGCAAGCAAACAGCAGACAGCAAUAAAGAGAAGGAGCAUGCGAACGAAAAGUUGUUUCACU
Molecule: messenger RNA, 2788 nt
Organism: Zeugodacus cucurbitae (melon fly)
Lineage: Eukaryota; Metazoa; Arthropoda; Insecta; Diptera; Tephritidae
Product: division abnormally delayed protein
Exons: 10
Coding region: 789-2702 (637 amino acids)
Biological process (GO): regulation of protein localization to membrane; positive regulation of canonical Wnt signaling pathway; cell migration
Cellular component (GO): extracellular region; plasma membrane; cell surface
Molecular function (GO): protein binding
Source: RefSeq, a predicted model, not a curated record